UGUAAUGUGAAUAUUGUGACAUUCAGUAAACCUUAAAAAUAAUAAUAAUAAAGUGAGCUAUAUAUGGUGAUUUUAUUUAUUUAGUUUUUUUUUACUAUUACAUUCCCCGUGCUGGAACGAGCCUGAGCACAACUGAUGCAAAACAUUAAUUCAGUAUUCAUUAAGAUGUUUUCUAAAAUAAAACUGUUGUUGGAGAUUUUAUUAUGACUUAUAAGAGUUAUCUCCCAUUGGGAACUCGCCAAUGUAUGGUUGGAAACAAAAUGUCGAACUGUAAUUCAAGUGGCGAUACCAUGGAGAAAAGCGAAGAAAAUGAUAUAAAAAAUAACAUCGAUGCAGUCAACGAAGACGACAAAAAGAAGGCUGAAGAAAUUAAAGAAAAAGCCAACUCGUAUUUUAAAAAGGAAGAUUACAAUCAAGCAAUAGCAUUCUACACAGAAGCAAUUGGUCUGAACCCUUAUGUGGCAGCAUAUUAUGGCAACCGAAGUUUUGCCUACCUGAAGAUAGAGUUGUAUGGUUAUGCCCUGGAAGAUGCUACAAAAGCAUUAGCGCUUGACAGAAACUACAUUAAGGCCUACUACAGACGAGCAUCAGCUAAUAUGGCGCUUGGAAAGUUCAAGCUUGCACUGAAGGACUUUGAUGCUGUUGUGAAGGUGAAACCCAAUGACAAAGAUGCACGAUCCAAAUUCACUGAAUGCAAUAAAAUAAUAAAGAGAAUGGCUUUUGAGAAAGCUAUUGCUGUCGACGACACUUCCUCUAUAGCAGAUACGUUGGACUUGGAUCACAUGGAUAUUGAAGAUGAAUAUUCAGGACCUCAUCUAAUAGAUGGCAUGGUCACAGAGACAUUUGUCACAGAACUCAUGGAAACCUUCAAGCAUCAGAAAAAAAUACACAAGAAACAUGCAUAUCAGAUUCUUAUUGAUGUGAAGAAACUCUUCAUGGAUCAACCCUCAAUGAUAGAUAUCACGGUCCCGGCGGGCAAGAAAUUCACAGUGUGUGGUGAUAUUCAUGGCCAGUUUUAUGACCUGAUGAAUAUAUUCAAGCUGAACGGCCUGCCUUCAGAAGACAAUCCAUAUUUAUUUAAUGGUGAUUUUGUGGAUCGAGGAUCCUUUUCUGUAGAGUGUAUAUUUACGUUAUUUAGCUUUAAACUGUUGUACCCAGACCACUUCUUCAUGUCCCGAGGCAACCAUGAAAGUGCUUUAAUGAAUCAAAUGUAUGGUUUUGAGGGAGAAGUUAAAUCCAAAUUUACCUCUCAGAUGUGUUCCCUCUUCACAGAAGUCUUCAACUGGUUACCGCUUUCCCACUGCAUCAAUGGCAAAGUUUUGGUAAUGCACGGAGGACUGUUCUCCGAAGAUACGGUCACGCUGGAUGAUCUCAGGAAGGUAGACCGCAAUCACCAACCCCCAGACUCGGGAAUCAUGUGUGAGUUGCUGUGGUCCGACCCUCAACCCCAGAAUGGCCGGUCGACCAGUAAGCGAGGGGUUGGUGUCCAGUUCGGACCUGACGUCACGGAGAAUUUCAUCAAACUGAACAACUUGGAUUACGUGAUCCGCAGCCACGAAGUCAAGAAUGAAGGUUACGAGGAAAUGCAUGGCGGAAAGUGCAUAACUGUCUUCUCAGCUCCAAACUACUGUGAUACCAUGGGCAAUAAAGGUGCUUUCAUUACAAUGAAGGGAGAUAAUCUCAGGCCAAAAUAUACAACAUAUGAAGCAGUGCCACAUCCGAAUGUGAAGCCGAUGGCAUUUGCCAACUCUCUAUUUGGAUUGUUUUAAACAAGUGUGUAUAGUUAAUAUAUUUGUGUAUGUGUGUUGAGUGAAUGCAAGUGGCCAGAAGACCACUGAAUCAUCUUAUGUAGCAGUGAAAACUGCACAAGACUUCUCUGCACAGAUGGAUGCUUUCUGAACUAUAAGUUGUGCCACUGCAGCCAUCGAGACAAACAGCAAUGCAUCACGUUUUUUUAAAAGCCUUACAUUCUGAAUAUCAUUCUAGGAUUCACUCUCGCACAAAAAUAACAUUUGGAUCUUUAGAUGGAGGUGUCUAAAGCAAAUAAUGAAAUCAAAUACUUGAGAUUAUUGUGGAAAACUUUGUACAAUCAGAUUUGACCGACAUUGCUCAUUUGACCUGUUCAUCAAAUUCCAUUAACAUUUCACAAUGUCCAUUAAUUCCCUGAUAAAUAGUAUCACUAAACAAUUUAUUUAAAUUCUGGAAAAUUAUUUGAUUUAUUAUUUAAAUUAAAUUAAUUUCAUGGAAUACCUUUUAAAAAAUGACUGCUCAAAGAGUCUCAUCCCGAAAGACUAAACCUAGUCAUAUUGUAGCAUUUAUUGACUUUAAAAAUAUAUUUUUAUUUAAAAUGAGUUGUUAAUAAUUUUUAUUUGGAUGUUUUGUCAGAGAUAUUUUUAGAAACAAGCCAACAAACUACUGUGCAUAUCUCCAAGUAAGCACUGGAUACACUUUAAAACAGAUCCUACACUUGAUCUAGUGUAAAUGCUCAUUUCAGUUUCACUGAUCUCAAUAAAUUGUGAUCUCUCACAGAACACGCUGGAAAUUAUUUUGCUUUAGUCAGUUAAAAACAGAAAUUAUAGUAUUUACAUGAAAAACUAUUGAAAUAAAACAGAAAGAUUUAUGCUAGUUUUAUUCAACAGUUUUCUUCUCCAAUCUUCCACAUGGCUAAUAUUUUCUCUAUAGCACUGGUAAAUUGGCUACUGUUCUUCAAUUCCACAAAUUGGCAAAAUAAUGUCCUUGUCACAUCUGUAUUUAAUAGAUGCAAUCUUUAUCUAAAUAUUUGCCUCUCAAAAAAAAAGUUAUUUUGUUUUUGUUUAACGACACCACUAAAGCACAUUGAUUUAUUAAUCAUCGGCUAUUGGAUGUCAAACAUUUGGUAAGUUUGACAUAUAGUCUUAGAGAGGAAACC
Messenger RNA from Gigantopelta aegis, 2908 nucleotides. RefSeq names its product serine/threonine-protein phosphatase 5-like. NCBI's taxonomy places the organism in Eukaryota, Metazoa, Mollusca, Gastropoda, Neomphalida, Peltospiridae. The coding region runs from base 204 to 1769 and encodes 521 amino acids. The transcript has 14 exons. Gene Ontology annotation, cellular component: nucleus; cytosol. The record is from RefSeq and is a predicted model, not a curated record. Gene Ontology annotation, molecular function: protein binding; protein serine/threonine phosphatase activity.